ACAUUGACAUAAACGAUAAAAGAAGAAGAAGAAGAAGAAGGAGGAGGAGACAAAGCAAAGAAGAAGAACUAUCUCUCUCGCUCUAACUCACAAGCAAACUUAUAGAUCAAGAGAAAUGGCCCAAUUCACCAUGAAGCUACUCGUAACAAUUGCAUUGACAACCUUAGUCACAGUCGCCAUCAUCACCACCAAAACCACCACCACAACCGCAACAUUUGCUCUUGAAGAUCCUUUGAAGGACGUUACACCGCCAGGAGCGGUUAAGAUCAGACCUAGCCGGUUCUUGGCUGAGAAAGUCGACCAGGGUCAAGGACCAAAAGCUCGUAACCCAAACGCAGCUGACCAUUGCCACAAGGACAAUGAAAUCUGCAGCAGCAGCUAUUACAGCACCGGAGCAAACGCUACAAUGGCUUGUUGUAACAACAAGUGUAUGGAUUUAUCAACCGACGACAAAAACUGCGGUGCUUGUAAGAACAAAUGCAAGUUCGGACAAACGUGUUGUCGCGGUCAGUGCGUUUACGUGGCUUACGAUAAACGCCAUUGCGGUGAGUGUAACCAUCGUUGCGAGAACGGCGAGUUCUGCGUCUACGGUCUCUGUAACUACGCGUGAUGAAUCAAUCAUUCACUCACGCCAAAACGUAAAAAAAAAAAAAAAAAAAAAAAAAAAUAUUAAGUAAUAUUUAUACGGAUGAUUUAUUUACAUGGACGCUGAUUAAAAAAGGUCGGUCCAAUUAAUUAAUUACUUAAUAAUUAAUUAAAGUGUUGUGUGUAUUUUUGGAUUCCCAUAAUGUUUUGAGGGGUAUAUAAAGGAGAUUAUUUUUAUAUU
This is a messenger RNA of Capsella rubella, 826 nucleotides long. RefSeq names its product stigma-specific STIG1-like protein 2. The transcript has a single exon. Lineage: Eukaryota; Viridiplantae; Streptophyta; Magnoliopsida; Brassicales; Brassicaceae. The coding region runs from base 116 to 610 and encodes 164 amino acids. The record is from RefSeq and is a predicted model, not a curated record.